UUCAUCAACUUAGGCUAAAAAAAAUAUUAGUAGUAUUAAUCAAAGGGGAAAUAUGGGUUGCAAGUUUAUUGUUUUUGUGCUCAUGGGUGCCCUAGUGUGCACCACAAUUGAUGCUAGGAAACUCACUAGCGGAAUUGAUGAUAAGAAAACCUUACUCCCUAGUGGACCUCUCUUGCCUAGCACGCCACUCCUCUCCGGUGGGAAUCUCCUACCUGGUGUUGGGAUUGGAGGUGGAGCAGGGCUCGGUUUAGGGUUAGGUUUAGGUACCGGUUUUGGAGGUGGAGGUGGUGCUGGUGGUGGAGCCGGAGGAGGAUUUGGGGGAGGAGGUGCCGGAGGUGGUUUUGGCGGUGGUGCUGGUGGCGGGCUUGGAAGUGGAAUCAUCCCCUAAGAUAACUAUAUGCUAAAAGGCUAGCUAAUUGAAAACUAAGAUAUAAGCAACUUUUAAUUUAUGUACUAUUGGGUGCAUUAAGCCUAAUAUGUACUCUAAUUGUUUAACCUUUAUGUAUGUUUUCUAUGUUAUAGAGCCAACCCAUUAAGCUAUACAUUUGGGUCAACUUUUAUGUUCAAACUUCAUUGUUGGUUGUGCCCAUUAGGGCUUGUUAAAUACUGAUUAUUGUUGUGUGG
Amaranthus tricolor (Joseph's coat) is the source of this 624-nucleotide messenger RNA. RefSeq names its product glycine-rich protein 5-like. The transcript has a single exon. The record is from RefSeq and is a predicted model, not a curated record. Bases 53 to 388 code for a protein of 111 amino acids. NCBI's taxonomy places the organism in Eukaryota, Viridiplantae, Streptophyta, Magnoliopsida, Caryophyllales, Amaranthaceae.